Molecule: messenger RNA, 1173 nt
Organism: Orycteropus afer afer
Lineage: Eukaryota; Metazoa; Chordata; Mammalia; Tubulidentata; Orycteropodidae
Gene: GNRHR
Product: gonadotropin releasing hormone receptor
Biological process (GO): G protein-coupled receptor signaling pathway
Cellular component (GO): membrane
Molecular function (GO): peptide binding; gonadotropin-releasing hormone receptor activity
Source: RefSeq, a predicted model, not a curated record
UGCUGUCAGUGUACCAGAAACCCAAGUUUUGAAGCUCUAUCAAUAGGAAAGUAUGGCAAACAGUGCCUCUCCUGAACAGAAUCAAAAUCACUGCUCAGCCACCAACAAUAGCAUCCUGCUGAUACAAGGCAACCUCCCCACCCUGACCUUAUCCGGAAAGAUCCGAGUAACAGUUACUUUCUUACUUUUGCUACUUUCCACAGCCUUUAAUGCUUCUUUCCUGUUGAAACUUCAGAAGUGGACUCAAAAGAAAUUGAAAGGGAAAAAGCUUUCAAGAAUGAAGGUCCUUUUAAAACAUCUGACCUUAGCCAACCUGCUGGAGACUCUGAUUGUCAUGCCACUGGAUGGAACGUGGAACAUAACAGUCCAAUGGUACGCUGGAGAGUUCCUCUGCAAAGUCCUCAGCUAUCUGAAACUUUUCUCCAUGUAUGCCCCAGCCUUUAUGAUGGCAGUAAUCAGCCUGGAUCGCUCCCUAGCCAUCACGAAGCCCAUAGCUAUGAAAAACUACAGUAAAUUCAGACAAUCCAUGAUCAGCCUGGCCUGGAUCCUCAGUAGUGUUUUUGCCGGACCACAGUUAUAUAUCUUCAGAAUGAUCCACGUAGCAGACAGCUCUGGACAGACCGAUGUUUUCUCUCAAUGUGUAACACACUGCAGUUUUCCACAAUGGUGGCAUCAAGCCUUUUAUAAUUUUUUCACCUUCAGCUGUCUCUUCAUCAUCCCUCUUCUUAUCAUGUUGAUCUGCAAUGCAAAAAUCAUCUUCACCCUGACACGGGUACUUCAUCAGGAUCCUCACAAACUGCAACUGAAUCAAUCCAAGAACAAUAUACCAAGAGCACGGCUGAGGACCCUAAAGAUGACGGUUGUGUUUGCCAUUUCAUUUACUGUCUGCUGGACUCCCUACUAUGUCCUAGGAAUUUGGUACUGGUUUGAUCCUGAAAUGUUAAACAGAGUGUCUGACCCAGUAAAUCACUUUUUCUUUCUCUUUGCUUUUUUAAAUCCAUGCUUUGAUCCACUUAUAUAUGGAUAUUUCUCUCUGUAAUUGAUAGCCCACACAAGAAAUUAUUUAAUGAAAUAGCAAAGUAAUGAAUUUCCCCAACCAGGAAAGAUAAACUCAAAGGAUAAACCAGGUUUACCUGCAAACAAAGCAGGCUCUAAGGCUAAUUUAUCAUCCUU